AUGCCUUCCGCAGAUUCAAAGCCGAGGACCUUGUACGACAAGGUCUUCGAUCACCACAUCGUCAAUGAGCAAGAGGACGGCACCUGCUUGCUGUACAUCGACCGCCACCUUGUCCACGAGGUGACAUCUCCUCAGGCCUUCGAGGGCCUAAAGAAUGCCAGCCGUAAGGUCCGCCGGCCGGACUGCACCCUGGUGACCGUCGACCACAACAUCCCUACCAGCUCUCGGAAAAACUUCAAGAACGCCGAGGAAUUCAUCAAGGAGAACGACUCCCGCCUGCAAUGUACCACCCUCGAAGAGAACGUGAAGGACUUUGGCCUGACCUACUUCGGCAUGGGCGACAAGCGCCAGGGUAUUGUUCACAUUAUCGGCCCCGAGCAGGGUUUCACUCUGCCUGGUACCACCGUUGUCUGCGGUGACAGUCACACAUCCACCCACGGUGCCUUCGGUUCGCUCGCUUUCGGUAUCGGAACUAGUGAAGUCGAGCACGUCCUCGCUACCCAGACCCUCCUCACCCGCCGAAGCAAGAACAUGCGAAUCCAGGUUGAUGGCGAGCUCCCCGCCGGUGUCACCAGCAAGGAUGUCGUUCUUCACAUUAUUGGUGUCAUUGGUACCGCCGGUGGUACUGGUGCCGUUAUUGAGUUCUGUGGUUCCGUCAUUCGUGGCCUUAGCAUGGAGGCUCGCAUGUCCAUGUGCAACAUGUCUAUCGAAGGUGGUGCACGUGCAGGCAUGAUCGCGCCCGACGAGAUCACUUUUGAGUACCUGAAGGGACGUCCCCUUGCCCCCAAGUACGGCAGCGCCGAGUGGAACAAGGCCACCAACUUCUGGUCUACCCUCAAGUCCGACCCAGAUGCUCACUUCGAUGAGAACGUCUUCUUGGAUGGCAAGGACAUCAUUCCCACAAUCUCCUGGGGUACCUCCCCCCCCAGGAUCCCCGAUGAUUUCAAGGAUGAGGCUCGCAAGCUUGCCUGCAAGCGUGCUCUGGAGUACAUGGGUCUCGUCUCUGGUACUCCCAUGAAAGAGAUCCCAGUUGACAAGGUCUUCAUUGGAUCAUGCACAAAUGCUCGUAUUGAGGACCUGCGGGCUGCCGCCAAGGUUGUCAAGGGCCGCAAGGUCGCCGAUAACAUCCUGCGUGCGAUGAUUGUUCCCGGCUCUGGCCUGGUUAAGGAGCAGGCCGAGGCUGAGGGCCUGGAUAAGAUCUUCACUGACUCUGGCUUCGAGUGGCGCGAGGCUGGUUGCUCUAUGUGCCUUGGUAUGAACCCGGAUAUCCUGUCUCCCAAGGAACGUUGCGCCAGUACCUCCAACCGUAACUUCGAGGGUCGCCAGGGUGCUCAGGGCCGUACCCAUCUGAUGUCCCCUGCCAUGGCUGCUACUGCGGCCAUAGUUGGCAAGCUCGCUGACGUUCGGGAGCACUUCGUCCCCAGCCCUACCCUUGCUAAGGUUGCUCCUCAGGUUGAUAUCCAGCCUGAGGCCGUGGCCGACUCCCCUGAGACUGAGGAUGAACUCGAUCGCGUCUUGGAUGUUCCUGCCGACAAUGAGCCUCACACCAACUCCUCCGCUGGUGGCGGCGGCAAGAGCGCCGGUCUUCCCAAGUUCAAUGUUCUGAAGGGCAUUGCUGCUCCUUUGGACCGUUCCAACGUCGAUACCGACGCCAUUAUUCCCAAGCAGUUCCUCAAGACUAUCAAGCGUACCGGUCUGGGCGUUGCUGCCUUCUAUGAGCUCCGUUACCACCCCGACGGCCAGGAGAACCCCGACUUCGUUCUCAACCAGGGUGUUUACCGUGACGCCAAGAUCCUUGUUGUCACUGGACCCAACUUCGGAUGUGGUAGCUCCCGAGAGCACGCCCCCUGGGCUCUUCUCGACUUCGGUAUCAAGUGUAUCAUUGCCCCAUCAUUCGCCGAUAUCUUCUUCAACAACACUUUCAAGAACGGCAUGCUUCCCGUCGUUGUUGACGAUGAAGUUGCUCUGAAGAAGAUCGCCGACGAGGCUCACGCUGGUCGUGAAGUCGAGGUCGAUCUCGACAACCAAGUGAUUAAGGAUGCACAGGGCAACAAGAUUGUUUCCUUCAACGUUGACACCUUCCGCAAGCACUGCCUUGUCAACGGUCUGGAUGACAUUGGUCUGACUCUCCAGAUGGAGUCUAAGAUCCGCACAUUCGAGGCCCAGCGUACCCUCGACACCCCCUGGCUUGACGGCAGUGGCUAUCUCCGCCGUGGUACUCGUGGUGCCACUAAGAUUGAGGCCGCCCCGGUCCCCAAGACCAACCGCGGUGACGUGAAGAACGAGCCUCUUGAGUGGUAA
Molecule: messenger RNA, 2301 nt
Organism: Penicillium waksmanii
Lineage: Eukaryota; Fungi; Ascomycota; Eurotiomycetes; Eurotiales; Aspergillaceae
Gene: luA
Product: 3-isopropylmalate dehydratase LEU1
Exons: 4
Coding region: 1-2301 (766 amino acids)
Biological process (GO): L-leucine biosynthetic process
Cellular component (GO): 3-isopropylmalate dehydratase complex
Molecular function (GO): 4 iron, 4 sulfur cluster binding; 3-isopropylmalate dehydratase activity
Source: RefSeq, a predicted model, not a curated record